Molecule: messenger RNA, 538 nt
Organism: Chelonus insularis
Lineage: Eukaryota; Metazoa; Arthropoda; Insecta; Hymenoptera; Braconidae
Exons: 2
Coding region: 133-456 (107 amino acids)
Biological process (GO): mitochondrial translation
Cellular component (GO): mitochondrial ribosome
Molecular function (GO): structural constituent of ribosome
Source: RefSeq, a predicted model, not a curated record
CUGUGGGUAAAGAAGUUCUUUUCACCUGAAGGAAAAGAUAAUAUUUGUGAUUCGGCUUCUCAAUUUUAAUUAAUGAUAUACCAGUAAAAAUAAUAAUUAAUUUACCGUAAAGUUAUUCAAUAAUUAAUCACAAUGCGUUUAAGUGCACUUUUAAUGCAUUGGAAAAAGAAACCACCACCUGGUCAUCUUUUUAGAGGAAAGAAUCGAAUAGUUCCGGAACCAACAAUAGGAGCUUUAUUUAAACUUCGUUAUGACUUUGAAAGAACUGAACGAAAUAUGUUGAUUCUUCGACAUCCUUUUUUGACACCAGAACAAUCACAUGGUCAUGCUAAAUCAUUCAAAACACCUAUACGCUCAGCAGAAGUAUAUAAUAAAAAAAGAAAUGCUCGAUUCAACAGGCAUUUUACAUGGAAUGAUCAAUUGUGUCAUUUAUUAACCACUGAAGGGUGGGAAUAAUUAUUUUGGUUUUUAUUGUAAAAUUAAAAUAGCGAUAUAUAUAAUUUUAAAAAUAAACUAUACAAUACGUAACUCUAAUAAA